AUGGGCGCUGAUGCAGAGGUGGUCCGUGACUUCAGCAGGUCUCCAAGAGUCUUUUUCUUUGCUGCAGGUGGCACCACCGCUUGCCCUUCGUCUCCAACCACUGACGCGCUGGCAGCGCUCCCUUCGUCCUCCACUCUCACCAUCUCUUCGAUGAUGAAAGAUUUAAAGAAAAGAAGAGCCAAGAAAUAUUUCACCUGCACUCAGUGUGGAAAGAGUUUCUCAUUCAAACAUCAUCUUGUGCUUCACAUGAGAGUUCAUACUGGAGAGAAACCAUUCACUUGUAAUCAGUGCGGGAAGAGCUUCACACAAUUAUCAACUCUUAAAUUACACAUGAACAUCCACACUGGAGAGAAACCUUACAAGUGUUCACACUGUGACAAGAGAUUCAGUCAUUCAGGACAUCUGAAAACACAUGAGAGGAUCCACACUGGAGAGAAACCGUACACAUGUGAUCAAUGCGGGAAGAGUUUCACACGAAAAGAAAACCUUAUAAGGCAUAUGAGUGUUCAUACUGGAGAGAAACCAUUCCCUUGUGAUCAAUGCGGGAAGAGUUUCACACAAUCAGCAACCCUCAAAGAUCACAUGAGGAUCCACACUAGAGAGAAACUGUACACAUGUGAUCAAUGCGGCAAGAGAUUCAGUCAGUCAUCACAUCUGAAAACACACGAGAUGAUCCACACUGGAGAGAAACUGUACACAUGUGAUCAGUGCAGCAAAACAUUUUUGAGAGCUUCAAACCAGAGAACACACCUGAGAGUUCAUACAAAGGAGAAGCCACAUUCAUGUUAUUUGUGUGGAAAGAGCUUUUCACAUCUACAAAGUUUGAAAGAACAUCAGAAAAUACAUACUGGUGUGAGAGAGUACAUGUGCUUUGAGUGUGAAAAGACUUUUACAACAGCAAACAGUUUAAAACAGCAUGAGAUUAUCCAUACUGGAGAGAAACCUUACAAGUGUUCACACUGUGACAAGAGAUUCAGUCGGUCAGGACAUCUGAAAACACAUGAGAGGAUCCACACUGGAGAGAAACCGUAUCACUGCACUGCAUGUGGGAAGUGUUUCAGUCAUUCAUCUUUUUGUACCUAUUUACCACAAAAUUCCUCAACUACACCAUUAGCUUGCAUGUGA
Molecule: messenger RNA, 1125 nt
Organism: Sinocyclocheilus rhinocerous
Lineage: Eukaryota; Metazoa; Chordata; Actinopteri; Cypriniformes; Cyprinidae
Product: gastrula zinc finger protein XlCGF8.2DB-like
Exons: 3
Coding region: 1-1125 (374 amino acids)
Biological process (GO): regulation of transcription by RNA polymerase II
Cellular component (GO): nucleus
Molecular function (GO): DNA-binding transcription activator activity, RNA polymerase II-specific; RNA polymerase II cis-regulatory region sequence-specific DNA binding
Source: RefSeq, a predicted model, not a curated record